Hippocampus zosterae (dwarf seahorse) is the source of this 2478-nucleotide messenger RNA. RefSeq names its product IST1 factor associated with ESCRT-III (gene ist1). The transcript is spliced from 10 exons. Gene Ontology annotation, biological process: protein transport. The coding region runs from base 183 to 1226 and encodes 347 amino acids. The record is from RefSeq and is a predicted model, not a curated record. NCBI's taxonomy places the organism in Eukaryota, Metazoa, Chordata, Actinopteri, Syngnathiformes, Syngnathidae.
CUCGUUCAGUGGGUUUGAUGUCAGCAUUCGGGUUUGUUGUUCCACGGUGCCCUCCCCAAAUAGAAACCUCAUGACAUCACAACAGCUAAACGCGGAAGUCAAGUCGGCGGCAGAGCACCGACGCAAACACUAUUGGAGUUGUCCCGUCCUGGACGGCCACUUACAGAGAAAAUAAUCCAGCAAUGAUGCCAGGAGGCUUCAAAUCUGAGAGACUAAGAGUCAACCUUCGGCUUGUCAUCAACCGACUCAAGCUUCUUGAGAAAAAGAAAACUGAGCUCGCUCAAAAGGCUCGAAAGGAGAUCUCAGAAUACCUGUCGUCAGGAAAAGAUGAGCGGGCGCGUAUCCGUGUGGAGCACAUCAUCAGAGAGGACUAUAUGGUUGAAGCCAUGGAGAUCCUGGAGCUUUACUGUGACUUGCUGCUGACACGAUUUGGCCUCAUUCAGUCGAUGAAGGAGUUGGAUCCAGGAUUACAAGAGGCAGUGUCCACUCUUAUCUGGGCAGCUCCUCGACUUCAGUCAGAGGUUGUUGAAUUAAAAAUGGUAUCAGAACAGCUCUGUGUCAAAUAUAGCAAGGAGUAUGGCAAGUUGUGCAGGACAAACCAGAUUGGAACAGUCAAUGAAAGGCUGAUGCACAAGCUGAGUGUGGAGGCUCCCCCCAAGAUCUUGGUGGAACGCUACCUGAUUGAGAUAGCCAAGAACUAUAAUGUGCCGUAUGAACCUGACGCCAUGGUCCGGCCUGAGGUGAGUUGCGAUGAAGCGGACCUGAUUGACAUGAACAAUGACAAGAAGUCAGGAGGGGGAGGAGGAAGAGGAGGCGGAGGUGGAGGAGGAGGAGGAGGUGGUUUCACAGCUCCCGCCAUGCCAAUGCCCAUGCCCAUGCCCAUGCCUAUGCCUACACCGUUCAACUAUCCAACUCCCAAAGGAGAACCGUUCAAUCCAGCCGUUGGGUCUUACAACAGCUUCCCGCACCCCGUGGGCGGAGGGCAGCCCCCUCAACUGCCCACUUCUCCCCCCACAUACGAGUCCAUUGAUGACCUAAAACACUCUCUUCCUUCUCAGGCCAUUGGUCCCUCGCCACAGUUAUAUGACAACAACGCUCUCCCAGAACUUCCCUCGGUCCCGGACACGCUCCCGGCAACCUCCUUCAGCGGGAAUAACACAACUUCGGAAGACAUCGACUUUGAUGACCUCACGCGACGCUUUGAGAUGCUGAAGAAGAAGACUUAGGUGUCUUAACAAGUGCACGGGCUGGCAUUGUUGCCUGGGUACACGUGAGAACAGAAAGUAGAACAUGUUCACGGCUCUGCAUUUAUAUCCAUAUAUAAGAGAUAACAUUUUACUCUUUCCUCAUCCAGACCUCAUCUGGACAUCAGUGUGGGCGGGCUUGCUGACUCGGACAUGGUCAUGAUUUUAUUUUUAUCUUUUCCCCCUGAUUAGGAGUGCUGUCAACUGGGGGUUUAUAUUUACUGGGAUGUUCUGAAGCUAACUCCAUAGAGUCAUUUUCACUUCAUCUGGCUUGGCCUCACAAUUGUCUAAUUUCCCUUUUAUUGCUGUGAGAUGUAUCAUCGUUGAAUACUCUUUUCCCAGGUUUGCUGACUGUCUUAUACCAACUGUUCAUGCCAUCAUUGUUGGCAUGCACUCUGAUGCUGUAAUCUUUCCUACCGACUUGUUCUGACUCAUCUCAGACCCGCUAAACUAGUUCGACUGCCCAGCCCGGCCUGUUUACAGGUUUGUGGGAUGAGGUUUCGAUUCCUGUAGUUAAUUUUAAAUAGGUUUCAGGGCACCUAGAAGUCAUUUGUCUUCUGUUUUCUGUUACCCGCUUCGCGCGUGCAGUCCGUAUCUUAUACAUUCAUCUGGUGAAUGCAUGUUUUAUGAAGAAACUUGGGUGUGGUCAUUGGGUUUGUUUAUAUAUAUCUAAAUAAAAGAAUAACCCCUUCAGGUCUGCCAAAUAUCUGCAGUGUAUCAAAAGAUGACCCGCGCAACUUAAUUUUAACACGUAAAUUGUCACCCCACAGAGCUAUAGUGAAUUUAAAUCGUUCCUUAUAUUGUCACGUGUCUCUCACUGUAUGCGCUCUGCUGCAUUUGCCUUAUUGUCGCAUCUCUCACUCGAGGCCUUGCUAGUCUGCACAAGGGGCGCGCAUCAUGCACUUGCUAUCCCUUAAGACUGGAUCCAUUUCCUGAAUCUUGUUUUGUAGAGGUGUCAACAUUGCCCGCGAACUAUUUGGUUGAAGGUGAUGCUUCGAUAGCAUCGGGAAUGUCGUUGUCCACAUACCGCAUGUCCUUCAACCUAACCACACCUAACUCUAAGCCCUAAAGGACAGUUGCCUCAAAGGAAUGAUUCAGCGGUUUCUGGAAAGGUUCUGACAAAACUUUGGAUAAUGACACUGCAGAACUGCCCUCUUGCGUUUCACCAUGUUGGACAAUUGUGUGUUUUCCCCAUCAAAUAUAAUAAAAUGGCAAUUUAGUAAAAGUCUGAGAA